AUGGCGGAAGAGCGAGGCGCGGCGGGGCCCGUGGAGGCCUUAGGCCAGGCGGGGGCCGCCCUCGAUGAAGCCGGGGGCCCCCCGGGGCCGGUGGGAAGCCGUGGGGGCGCAGCAGCGCCGAGGGAGAGGCAGGGGCCCGCGCCCGCGCCCGCCCAGGGGCCCUCAGGAGGCGGCGGCGGCGGCGGCGGCCCCCCCCCCACAGGCGCUGGCCCCCCCACAGGCGCGGCCCCCCCGGACUCCUGGAUCCAGAGGACGUUCGAGCGGGUGCGCUCGGCGCCCCACCUGCGCCUGGCCCUGCCGGACGCGCCUCCGGUGGCCGUGGUGCGCGUGGAGAGAUACGGGCCCGAGGCCGGGGGGCCCAGCCCCACCGCGCCCGGCCCCUGCUACCGCUACGACGUGACGGUGGCGGACGGCGUGUACCGGCAGAAGUGCCACCUGGCCCCCGAGCUCAGCCGCCUCGUGCACACCAACGCGCUCCGCUGCGGCUCGCGGGUCAAGGUCACGCAGUGCGCCUACCUGUACCCCGAGAAGCAGCUCUCCGGGGGCUUCCUGUGCCUGGAGCAGCUGCAGGUCCUGGGCCCCGGGGCCGAGGGUGGGGUGGGGCCCCCGGAGGGCAGGGAGUACCGCCACCAGCCCGGGGCGCCGCUGAAGGGGGGCAAGAAGCACUACCUGCCCCUGUGGAACAACGAGGACCCCUGUGGGGAGGUGUGGGUGGCCCAGAAGCCCCCGCAGGACGUCUGCGUGGAGGAAUCCAAACUAACUUCUCUGUUUCAUGUGGACAUGCUCUGGAAGACCUGGGUCAGCUUCCCACCCUUGCUGGUUAGAAUCAUGCAUAAAGCGAGGCUGCGGUACUAUGGGAAACCUGAGACAAAGCUAGAUAUGCCAUAUCAGGCCUAUUUUGAAGUGGCCGAUCAUUCUGGUAUGACGUCUGUGGUGCUUUGGAACUCUUUAUGCCCUGAAUGGUACAACAGUAUGAAGAUUGGCAUGGUGGUGCUGCUUCAACAGUAUGUUGUUAAAACAAAUUAUGCUUUCAAAACAAACCCAACUCCUGGAGAUUCAAACAUGAAGAGAUUCUCUUCAAUAGAAAUCAAUUUGAAUGCUCGAGACCCUGCAAGUAAAAUUAACAUCAUUCCAGAAAAUAAAGUUAAAGCAGAAUGGAACUUGCCUGAAGUUAAAUAUCGGUUUAUAACAAGGUCAGAAUUAGAUAACUUACCCAACAGCCAUUCCUGUGAUAUUAUUGGACUUGUACAAUAUGUAGGAAGAACUGAACGCUCAAGGAAAAGAGAGCAUGGGGAAGAUUUUUGGAUCCAUCGCUGGGUGCAUGCUGUUGAUGGGACCUCAGAGCAGCCUUUCAUCCUGGAAUUGUUUGCCACAUCUCAGCCAGAUAUAUUUGAACAAAUUCAUCCAAUGACAUACUUGGUAUGUACACAGAUGAGGGUGAUACGAAAUACCGCUGAGAAUGGCUCCUGUACCAUUUACCUGACAACGUCUAACGAAAGUGAAAUGUUUGUGACAGGGUGGCACAAGGGCCAGCCAUAUACAAAAGAUGCGACAGUGAAAAGCUUUAUCCAGUGGAUUAAAACUCAGAACGAAGCGUCUCAUAUGGAGAAAGCUUCUAUUGGUGGAUAUUAUCCUUUCCCACCUGCCCCAGACACUUUUCUGAAAUACUGCAAAAAUAUUAAAGUUGAAUCAGCUUUGAGAACCAUCAGUGAACUGGAGAAGGUGAUUGAAAGCCUGCACUACAGGGAGCGCAAAUGCAUUGCUUUUCAGGGGAUAAUUAGUGCUAUAAGAUAUGUCAGCUGUAGCAAUACAUCUCAAGAUGCCUCAGGAGUGGAACCAAUGCAGUUUAACAGAAGGUCUCCAUUACAGACUUCUCUGUCAGAAAGUGACCUUGUUACGGGAGGAAGAAGAAAGUGUCAGCAAGCCAUAGAACCAAGGCCUGUGCAAAGAUCACCAUCACCCGUGCAGCAGCAAUGCAGAGUAACCAGACAGGGGCAACCAAAGAGAAAGAUUGAAACUGUGGAGUCAAGGGACCCUCCUUCUGCACCUUCUGGAUGUUCAUAUUUCACAAGAUCAGCAGGAAAUAAAAUAAUCGCACCCUGGAGGUUUUCCAAGAAUUCGCAAAGACAUCUUACCUGGUUUAAUACUGCAUUGUGCUGCUGCUUAGUGUUUCAUGCAUUGUUGCAUGAAUUUUUGCCAGAAAAUUCCUUUUCAAGUAAAGAAAGUCAAGAAGUGAUGGAGAUAACACAACCCUGUAGAACAGGUAACAAAGAAAUAGCUGGUGUGUCUGAAGGCGUUCAGGCAGAGAGGAAGUGCCAUAAUCCCUGGGAAAGUGCUCUCUGGACAGCCGUAAAAGACAACUUAACACAGCACUUGCAUUACAGCAGCGUUUUCCCAGAAAGCUUUCCUUGCAAAUUUAAUUAUGUACACAAAGAAUUCCUUAUGCAACGAUGCAAUCUUCAAGCAGCAAGAUGGAAACCAAAUGAUUAUAUAACAAAUGGAGAAACAAAGAACUUUGAAAAUGCCUGUCCUCUGGAAUACUACGAAGUGGCUAUUCUGAGUAUAAACCAGGACAUAGCUGUGGAUGUUGCCUUCCUGCCUGGAUGUUGCCCUGAAGAUUCCCAGUUAUUUCGAGCAGAAGAUUCACUGAAUGAAGCCGUGUUGCCUCACACUAGUGGUGUUUCAUGUCACCAGGAGGCGAUUAACAAAGAAGGGUGCUCUGAGAUGCUUUCAGAUGAAGUUGUAAAAGCAGCUGCUGACCUGGAGAAACAACAUGUCAUCUGUAUUCUGGAUAUCUGUUCUUUGGGUGAAGAUAAAGUUGAAGUCUUUCUUAACAAAGUGUAUAAGAUUACAGAAGUUGAUGUAGCAAACAAAACAUAGGUUAUUAUUGACAAUAGAUUUGCACUGUUAAUCUGAGGAGAAAAACGAAUGUGCAUCAGAGCAUCUUUUUCCUGCCUCUGGUCCAGCCGAAGAACUUGGAUACUUCGCAAUAAUACUGUAAAGGAAAGUUCUUGGUCCUUCCUACCUGGGAGCAGAGGUGGAGAUGUUGGCACACGUGGCAUCCUCAGGGUGUGUUUGGGCACCACAAGCAUUGAUAUUUUACUUUCAUUUAAGGUUAAGUUGCCAAAAGGAAAGCAACGAAUACAUCAAGUAGCCAAAUCUUGCUCUGUGUUGCUGGAAAUCAUGUGCACGUGUGGAGGAAGAAUUCAGCUUUUUGUUGUCCCUGUUAAAUGAUGGCUAGGGAUCUAAUUGUGGUCCAUGUUCUCAAAAUUUGUCAUAAUGAAUAGUGAGCAUUUCUAGAUGAAGGAAACUACUUUACUGUUUCCACAUUUAACUAAGCACAGGCCGGCCAGAAAGGAUUGCCAAAAAUAGGUGGUCCCCGAACUGCCACUCAUUGGCAAUCAGAAGGGUUGGAGGAGGGACAAGGGAAGUGACCGGGGAGAGAGCUCCUGCUUCCUGCAGGCAGGCACCUGUACUUCCCCACGGAGCGCCCACACACACACACACACACUGGGGAGAGCCCCCAGGCUCUCCAUUUGCUAUGCCAAAUGUGAGUCCCACUUACACUGUCAUCUGAGAUGCAUGAACGUGGUACGCUGGGGGCAAAACGUUCAAACGAGAACGUUGGUUCUUGUGGCAGAAAUGGAAAUGAAGUUGAGCUGAUGUUGAUGCAGAACUAGUAGUCUAGCUCAGACAUAGGGAAUACCCUCCAGUGUGCUCCCAGACGUGGCUCAAUACAGCUGCUGUGCAGUGAAGAGGAAAGUCUGUGUGUGUGUCUCUCUGUCUGCGUGUUCAGAGUUCAGAAGAAUGAGUGCUUUUCAACCUACUUAUUCAAGGAGUCGUUCAGGCUUCCUGUACUUUGCACUGCAGCUUUUGAUAACUUCCUGAUCAUUUGACUUAAUAAUAAUUACCACAUCUUUAAGUGGAAAUUUGUGCAUAUUUUCAAAUGUUUAUGAUGUUGUUGUUUUUUCUGUAGUUGCCUAUGUUUAAUAAAAGUGCAACAGUGAUUCAGUUUUGUUCAAGUGAAA
Molecule: messenger RNA, 4028 nt
Organism: Elgaria multicarinata webbii
Lineage: Eukaryota; Metazoa; Chordata; Lepidosauria; Squamata; Anguidae
Gene: RADX
Product: RPA1 related single stranded DNA binding protein, X-linked
Exons: 16
Coding region: 1-2880 (959 amino acids)
Biological process (GO): regulation of DNA repair
Cellular component (GO): replication fork
Molecular function (GO): single-stranded DNA binding
Source: RefSeq, a predicted model, not a curated record